AGUUACCCCAUUAGCCAUGCAGCGCGACGAUGGUUUUGUCUAUUGCUAUGGCAAUUUGUACAGCCUGCUGUUCUACUGGGGAUUGGUCUCGAUCCGGGUGCGGAGUCCAGGUCAAGGAGGAGCCGUCUCGAGCAGGUGGACGGUGCUCUAUGCCCUGUCGGCGCGCUUCUUGCUGGUCAAUUGCUUCAUGGCCAGUGUGAUGGUGAAACUCAGGGAUUCCGAGAUGUCGGCGGCCAUGUUUGGACACCUCAGCCCGCUGGUCAAGGCGAUUUUCACCUGGGAGUGCCUCAGCUGCUCCAUCACCUACGUGGAGUACUGCCUGUCGCUGGAUUCGCACCGGAGUAGGCACCUCAAACUCCUGGCCAGCAUGCAGGAGUUUGAUCGCUCUGUUUUGGAGGUGUUUCCCCAUGUCAAGUGGAACUACCUGCGCUCCCGGUUGAAAUAUUGGUAUGGCACUGUGAUCGUCGGCUCCUGUUACUUCUCCUUCUCCAUCUCGCUGAUCUUCGAUACGGCGCGUUGCUCCUGCGGCAUUCCUUCCACCUUGGUGAUGGCUCUUACCUACACCCUGCUGACCAGUUCAGUGGGUCUGGUGGGCUUUGUUCACAUCGGAAUCAUGGACUUUCUGCGGGUGCGCCUGCGACUGGUGCAGCAGCUGCUCCAGCAACUCUAUCAAGAUGAGGGAAAUCGAGAGGUUCACGAGAAGAUUGCCUUCCUAUUUGACAUGUCCAAGCGCUGCUCCUUUCUGCUGGGCGAGCUGAAUGGCGUCUUUGGAUUCGCCGCCGCCGCUGGCAUCUUCUACGACUUCACCAUCAUGACCUGCUUCGUGUACGUGAUCUGCCAAAAGCUCCUGGACCGAAUGCCCUGGGAUUUGGAGUACGCCUUCAUGCUGCUCCACGUGACGAUACACACCUACAAAGUGGUCAUCACCAGCACCUAUGGUUAUUUGCUCCAGCGAGAGAAGCGGAACUGCAUGCACAUGCUGAGCACCUACUCGAGUCACUUUCCUGGCCAGGAUGUGGCCCGCCGGCAGACGGAGGACUUUCAGCACUGGCGCAUGCACAAUCGCCAGGCGGCUCUGGUGGGCAGCACAACAGUACUCAAUGUUUCUACCAUUUAUUUGGUGUACAACGGCAUGGCCAACUAUGUGAUUAUCCUGGUGCAGCUGCUAUUCCAGCAACAGCAGAUCAAGGAUCGCCAGCUGACAUCGGGAAAGGAUGUCGAUAUUGUGGGGCCAAUGGGUCCCUUAACUCACAUGGAUUAAUCUAAAUUAUAAGUAUAUUGUAUUGUCUUUAUUGUCCAUUAAUCAAAAUGUUUAUAACAAAUUCUUA
Molecule: messenger RNA, 1328 nt
Organism: Drosophila takahashii
Lineage: Eukaryota; Metazoa; Arthropoda; Insecta; Diptera; Drosophilidae
Gene: Gr47b
Product: Gustatory receptor 47b
Biological process (GO): sensory perception of taste
Cellular component (GO): membrane
Source: RefSeq, a predicted model, not a curated record